AUGAAAAAAGACAACCAAUCCUGUUUGACUGAGUUUAUCCUUCUUGGCUUCUCAGAUUUUAAGUCUAUUGAAGAACUUCUGUUUUGUCUGGUUCUAAUAUUCUACCUGAUGGCUUUGAUGGGCAACAGCCUGGUUUUGACCCUCACCACUGCCAGUCCCACACUCCACACCCCAAUGUACUUCUUCCUCUGGAAUUUGUCCUUUUUGGAAAUUGGCUACACCUCCACCAUCAGCCCAAAGAUCCUAAUGAAUUUGUUAUCAGGGAACCGGACUAUAUCCUUUUGGGGCUGUGGGUGUCAAAUGUGCUUCUUCAUUCUCUUUAGUGUCACUGAGUGUUGUCUUCUUUGUGUUAUGGCGUAUGACCGUUAUGUUGCCAUUUGCAAACCCUUGCAAUACCCCUGCAUCAUGAAUGACAAGAAAUGUGCUAGGUUAGCUGCCAUCUCAUGGACCACUGGUAUUUUUGGAAGUUUGGGGCAAUCUAUUUCAAUCUUCACUCUUCCCUUCUGUGGGUCAAACAGAAUCAGCCAUUUCUUCUGUGAUCUUAUGCCUGUUCUGAAACUGACUUCUAUCAAUACCUACAAAAAUGAAAUGGCCAAUGCCACACUAACUGUGGUAUUUGUCCUGGCACCCCUUUUGUUCAUCCUCUUUACUUACCUCCUCAUUGUCUCCACUAUUCUCACAAUGCCAGUGGCCACGAAUAGGCACAAAGCAUUUUCCACUUGUUCCUCACAUCUCAUUGUUGUUUUCAUUUUCUUUGGAACCAUCAUUGUUACCUACAUUCAUCCCAAUUCAGCUUCUUCAGGAUCUGUGGACGAUAACAGGAUCCUUGCCCUGCUCUACACAGUAGUGACUCCAAGCUUGAACCCCAUUAUUUACAGCUUGAGAAAUAAAGAAAUAAAAGCUGCUUUCAAAACAUCGGUAGCAAGGAAAUGGAUCUUCUUUAGGUAA
Protobothrops mucrosquamatus (brown spotted pit viper) is the source of this 948-nucleotide messenger RNA. Its product is annotated as olfactory receptor 10A4-like. Gene Ontology annotation, biological process: G protein-coupled receptor signaling pathway. NCBI's taxonomy places the organism in Eukaryota, Metazoa, Chordata, Lepidosauria, Squamata, Viperidae. The transcript has a single exon. Gene Ontology annotation, cellular component: membrane. Bases 1 to 948 code for a protein of 315 amino acids. The record is from RefSeq and is a predicted model, not a curated record. Gene Ontology annotation, molecular function: olfactory receptor activity; G protein-coupled receptor activity.